Molecule: messenger RNA, 456 nt
Organism: Macadamia integrifolia
Lineage: Eukaryota; Viridiplantae; Streptophyta; Magnoliopsida; Proteales; Proteaceae
Product: putative invertase inhibitor
Exons: 2
Coding region: 1-456 (151 amino acids)
Molecular function (GO): enzyme inhibitor activity
Source: RefSeq, a predicted model, not a curated record
AUGAGGACGGCAUUCUGUAGAACAGAGAUGAUGGUAGGAAUCUUGCAGACAGUGAGGGGGCGAGAGGGUACUGUAGGGAGACAAGAUCCCAAGAGCCACAGUGCAGAUCUCCCAGGGCUAUGGAUCAUCUCAGCAAAGUUAGUCAAAGACAAUACAACAAAGAUUAGUUCACGGAUUGAGGAGCUCUUGAAAUCCGAUCCAGAUGUUAAGGGUUGCUUGCGGGAAUGUAAGUUGCAUUACUCUAUAGCGGAGCUUAAUACAAAACGUGCAAUUGAAUCCUUCGAAUCUAAGAAUUACAAGGAUGCUAAUGUUGCUGUGAGUGCCGCGUUAGCCAAUGCUACAACUUGUGAAGACUCGUUUAAGGAGAGUGGCCUAAAAUCGCUUUUGAUAGCAGAGUAUAAUUCUUACUGCCAGCUUUGUUCAAUUGUGCUGGAUAUUGGCUCUUUUUUUAUAUGA